This is a messenger RNA of Parasteatoda tepidariorum (common house spider), 2856 nucleotides long. The record is from RefSeq and is a predicted model, not a curated record. NCBI's taxonomy places the organism in Eukaryota, Metazoa, Arthropoda, Arachnida, Araneae, Theridiidae.
GCUGAUGACUUCUAAAUCACGGCAUUUAACGAACACAACGAAGCGUGAAGUCGUUUUCAGCUGACCAAUGGGAUACCUGCAACUGCAAGUGACGUAUUUGGUAGGAAAAUUAGUGAAUAUGUCGAGUGAGAAUAAAAAGGAUACAGAAGAGAGUGAAUCAUCUGUAUCUGAGGAUGAAUCAAAAUCUCAAUCACACGGAUCUGAGGAUAAGUCAAAAUCUGGAUCGGAGGAUAAGUCAAAGUCUGGAUCAGAGGAUGAGUCAAAAUCUGGAUCUGAGGAUGGGACGAAAUCUGGAUCAUUUCUUGACGUUACAGUGGACUUGGACGAAACUGUGACCGAGCCCGAAGAUAAUGACUAUACAGGAGCCCUUGCUAGAGUAGACAUUUCACAUGAUGAUCUUUUUUUUCCUAGUUCGCCUAUUGGUAAUCCGACGCAGGAAACACAGCAAGAAUUGGAUAGACAUUCUCAAAACAAAUAUCAGUUUUUGGAAAAUUUUUAUAACGAGAAUUAUAAAAAAUUGAAUGAUUUUGAAAUGAUGCGCUCUUUUUUGACGGACAUAAUGAUAGAAAAUAUGCCAGAUUUGAUGCAUGGAAUUGAAAGUCCCCGUUUGAUUGGUGAAGGAAUCAAGUUUAUUAUUGAUGAUCUUAAGCAAAGAUUUAACAAGUACAAAAUUACAAUUUUUGAUGAUGAAGAAAGAGAACUUAGUAAUGAAGAAAUAAUGGGAAAAAUUAAAAAUCUUGGAAAAAAGGCAAAUUCUCUUUUUACCUGGUAUGCAACAGAAAUGACGAAAAUUAAUGAAGAAAAUUUUAUUCUCAAAGAUCAAAAUGCAAAAUUGAAAGCUUAUGUCCAUUCUUUGCAAAAGAGUAAUGAAGAAGAUGAAUCUGGUGGUCUUUAUACUGGGGAAAAAUUGCGGAGAUUUUUGUACAUGUCAAAGAGAGAGAACCAGGAAUUGAACGAAGUUUUGAAUCAAGUGAAGGACUAUAAUUCACAAUUGUGGCUACUAAAUGCUGAAUUAAGAAAAGAUCUUGUUACUGGCAUCGCAGAAAAGCAGAUAUUAGCUGCGCAACUUGCUCAAGUUCUAGAUGUAAAAAAAAUGUUCCAUGAAGCUGUUGUAUCCGUGUUGGAAAAAGAUGAAGAUUCUGCAGAGAAGCCAUCGAAAGAUUCUUGCCGUGAUAUGCUUCAGAAAUGGAUUCAUGCAAUGGAAGAUACUUUUGCAGAAACUGGAGAAAGAUUGCACCAAACUCUCUCGAAACUUGACCAAAUCAGAGAUGACGCAACACAGAAAGAGACUGAAAUUAUGGAGGUCAAGGAGCAAUUCGAGGAGCUAGAUCAUCAGAUAGAUCUACUUAAUCAGACUUUGUAUAUGAAAAAAGUGAAUUCAAGGGAAUUAGAAACAACAAUUAAGUACAUGAGUCAAAGAAUACAAAUAGACAACAAAUAUAGUGAGGAUCUCAGAAAAAUUUAUGAAGAAUAUAAAAAACUCCAUCAUGUGUAUAUGGGGCGUCACAGAAACUUAAGUUCAACUACAGAUUCCCCUGUUUCAUCGGAAGAAAUGUCUACAAGCCAUCCCAGUACAACUGGUUCAAGUGCUUCAAGCUCAAAAAGUCAUUAUUCUGGUGUCUCACAUCAGGUGCCAGAUUUUGACAUGGAUUUUCCUAGUCAAGCAGAUAGGCCUGGAUUUGACGAUUCCAGAGCCUAUAGACCUCAGCAGUCUUCACAGGGUUCCUAUCACUCACCAAUAAUAAAAGGUCCUAUACAGCAAAGAGGUGCUUAUGGAACUCUUGAAUCACCUGUAAUUAAACCCCGGUAUAUUGCUCAUGACACACCGGUCCCUACAAGUGAAACCCGUGCAUAUGGAUCUGAAGAUUUCAGAACGUAUGAUCUUCUUGGCAGAGCGAGUCCUUAUGCCGAGGAACAUUAUAAAAAACAAAGAACAUCAAGCCGAUUUAGGCCAGAAGAAGCGGUUGAUGCUGAUUUUUCCCCAUCACCAAUGAUAAAGGGUUACGUAGAUCCUGGUACACCGAGUUCUGAUUUCACCCCAUCACCAAUAAUAAAAGGUUACGUAGAUCCUGGUACACCAAGUACUGGUAGUUGGAAAGCUAGACAUAGAACAACGGAAUCACCUAAUACUCUCGUCAAAUCUAUGCUCCUUAGCAGCCCAGGAAGGAAAAAUCCACUGAAGGUUGACGUUGAAGUAGAUCCUAAACCUCUCAGAAAAACAGCCAGUGGAGAUCAUUUCAUGUGUGACAUUUCUGUUAAUAUGCAAGACGUAAAUAAACGGUUGCCAUGGAGAGAAACAACACCUUAUCGAAGGAGGAAAAUGGCUAAAACUUAUCGUUAUUCACCACCACCACUUACAGUUGCGAAGUCUAGACGUCCACGUGGUAUAUAUACUCCAAAAACUGCGUUUCGUAGACAAAUGAUUGGCAGAAGAGAUCUUUUUGGAGAAGGAUAUCAGAGCCCCGAACCUCCGCAUGGAUCUGGAAGAUGGCAUGAUCCUAAUGAAUAUGAUCUACAAGGAUGGGAAAGACCAGAACGCAGGUUAGAUCAGUCUAUACCAUGGGAAUCACCUAUCAUCAAACCGAGAUACACGCAGUCUCCUCAAUCAGGUUCAACAUUACGUGGAUCCAGCCCUAGAAAACCAGAUGCGUUAGAUUGGAGCCCAUUCAGUUUUGGGAGUCCUGGUGCUACUCCUUAUUAUCAAUCUGAUAGGUUAUCUGAACCAACAAGAAAAACGAAAUUUGUUUCUCCAUCUGGAAGACCGAUGCGAAUUUUCCGACCGGAAACCCCUCGCUCAUUACAGUGACUCAAUUUUCGUUAAAAAGAAUUUUUAUUCCAUGUAAAUGUAUAAUAAUA